UAAUUUUAAUUGAAAUUUUAAGGCAUUUCUGUUAACCAGAAAAACAAUUUAUUAUUAAAAGAAAAGAUAUAGUCCGCGCAAUUGCGAUAUGAAUAGUGACAUUCAACCACUAAAAGAUAACACGUCUAAACACGAAAACCUAAAAGAAGGACAAAUCUAUAAGUGUAUUAAUACCGACGAUCUGCAGGUGAUUCGCGGGAUAUCUGAUACUCGCCGAGUAAUACUCGACGACCUGAAUCAAUCUACUGAACAGAAAUCGAAAUCUAGUUUAGCGCCGACAUCUUAUACCUCGCCUUCAUCUACGAAAAAUAUUAGUUCAGAUAAAAAUCAGAUAAAAAUUCGUAAAUUAGUGGACAGCAAACAAGUCUCAGGGCCGUUUCAUCAGUCUGAUAAAAAGACAUUUCUUCUCGAUACUUACGCCCGUAUUGCCGCUACGAAUAAUAGACGUUGUCCUAAACGAUUGCGCGAAUUUGCUAAACCGAAGAGACAAGCUCGUAGCAAUCAGAAUGACUAUUCAGCGAAUUUUGAUCUAAACUACGGUCAUGCAACUAAAACUUACAUGACUGAAAUCAGACGCAGCUUGAAAGAAUCGAAGAAGAAAUAGCUUGGUUUAUCAUAUUAACAAGAAAUAUUCUAAAUAAUUUUCCAGCGUUAUUAUUACGAUUUUAAAGAACGUAAAAAGAAAACCAGAAAGAUAUUUAGGAAGAUGUAUCUAAA
Formica exsecta is the source of this 717-nucleotide messenger RNA. RefSeq lists its product as uncharacterized. The transcript is spliced from 3 exons. Bases 89 to 604 code for a protein of 171 amino acids. NCBI's taxonomy places the organism in Eukaryota, Metazoa, Arthropoda, Insecta, Hymenoptera, Formicidae. The record is from RefSeq and is a predicted model, not a curated record.